CUCGGUGAAGAGAAAAUCAAAUUCCCACAAAGAUGUUUCUUCUGGUCGUACUCGCUUGCAUUGCAAUGGCACAUGCCAAACCUUCUGCACCUAUUCUCCAUCCUCAUAAUCCCCAACCUUAUAAUUUCGGAUAUUCCGUUAAGGAUCACUUUGGUGAACAGCACAGGCACGAAGCUGGCAAUGGUCACGGAGCUGUAGUGGGAAACUACGGUUUCACAGACGCAAGAGGAAUUGCCCGUCAAGUCAACUAUGUUGCUGACCACGCCGGGUUCAGAGCUCAGGUCAGGACCAACGAACCAGGUACUGCCAACCAAAAUCCUGCUGCUGUUCAAGUGAUUUCUCACCAGCCUGCUGUUGUUAAAGUAGUUGAACCUUUACCUGUUCAUCCUGUGGGAGUGGUUCCUGCCCCAGCUGUCCAUGGUUUCGAUACUGGAUUUGUUUUCUAAAAAUAUGAUGAUAUUGUUUUUAAAAAAACUGAGGAAACAAAAAAAGCAGAUUAAUCAAUAGAGAAUUUGAUCUUUUUUCUUUCAAGAAGUUUUUUUUUCACAAUUAAAUAAACUUAAUAAUUUAU
Messenger RNA from Argiope bruennichi, 571 nucleotides. RefSeq names its product cuticle protein 10.9-like. The transcript has 3 exons. Gene Ontology annotation, molecular function: structural constituent of chitin-based larval cuticle. Gene Ontology annotation, cellular component: chitin-based extracellular matrix. The record is from RefSeq and is a predicted model, not a curated record. NCBI's taxonomy places the organism in Eukaryota, Metazoa, Arthropoda, Arachnida, Araneae, Araneidae. The coding region runs from base 33 to 446 and encodes 137 amino acids.